Molecule: messenger RNA, 8873 nt
Organism: Mustela lutreola (European mink)
Lineage: Eukaryota; Metazoa; Chordata; Mammalia; Carnivora; Mustelidae
Gene: AXDND1
Product: axonemal dynein light chain domain containing 1
Exons: 26
Coding region: 574-3705 (1043 amino acids)
Source: RefSeq, a predicted model, not a curated record
AUAGGAAAAACAACAAAAAAGUGGGAGAGAGCGAUGGGAAAACAAAUCUCUCACAGCCUGCUAGCUCCAAUACGGCAGCUGGCGCCUUCCCCCGGAGCCGCGAAGGUCGUCCCCGGGGAGGAGGGAGAGCGACCCGGCCCCCGCUGGCGCCUGCGCACUGGCGACGACCUGGGGCGGAAGCGCCGGCAUCUACACUCUUGCGCACUCCGUGAGAACCGCCCGAUUAAAUAUGUUUGUUUUCUAUGGCUGCUGAACCUAUCCCAUGGUGAGAGAUACCGCAUCCCCGGGGGUUGGGACUCUUCGCUAUCCCCCUCCUCCGCCGGCACUCCGAAGACAGCCCCCCGUGAGGGCGCCCAAAGCUCGGGGUCCUGGGUUUCUAUGGCGACACGCAGGCGCUCCGGGAAAGGGCGAGGCGCUAUGUCCGGCGGGAAACACAAUCGGCCGGUAGCGGCUGUCUCUGUUUCCCAUCACUUCUGGACUGUCAAAUCCCAGUAGGGGGCUGAUUUGUUUCUAAGUCCGCUUUCUGGAGCGGUAUUUCCAAUGACCAGAGAGUGGUAGGAAGCCUUGACUAAUAUGUCUCUUCCGAAAACGUCCUCCACAUCGCUAACCUCCAUGUUAACGCAUGAGGGCAAAAAAUUAAAAGUCUCUGCAUCCAAGGAGGAGACAGGACUUCCUGAACUAAAGGAAAAAAAAAAUAUGGUGGAUCGUUCAAAACCCCUUCCUACAUCCCUUCAGAAUGAGUUCAUCCCUGAGGAAGUUCUUCUUUCUCUGACCUAUGCCGCCAAUGCUGGUCCUUGUCCUGAAAACUUAUUGCCCCCUAAGAAAACUAAAACCCCAAAAGGCACUCUUCCGCGUCAGACUGACCAGGUCUGGUAUCACCCUAUUCGAAGAAAUAAGUUCAAAUACCUGAUUGAUCAUCCUGUUUCCCUAACUGGUGCCGGAAGGGAUAUUUCUUUCCUGUAUGAUGUUAAAUACGUUAAAGGUGAGGCCAGGGAGAGUUCACUUUGUCCCCCACGCUUGGAACGAUCAUUACAGUCACAUGAUGGUGUCAUUGUGCCUCAUAAGACAAAGAAACUAACAGAUACUUUGGUUCCUGAAGAAUUUCAUAUUGUGUCAAAUACAGGAGUUUCAGGUUUGGAGUGUUACGAUGACAAAUAUACUACUCUCCUCACAGAUAGUGAAAACAGGCUGUUGCUCUUCCCAUCCAUGAAACCUAAUAAAAGAGUUGAAGUGGUCCAGCUGAAUGACGUGAUGGAUGCUAUGCUAGAGAGGUCUGGUGUGGAAAAUCAGGAAUAUACAGGGCCAACCAAGAUGCACAAACUACUACAUAUGUUAAGGAAGGAACAGAACAUUUACAAUACAGUAUUUCAUGAACUAAUUCGGCAAGUCAGUGUGGACUGUGCAGAUAGAGGAGAACUACUGUCUAAAAUCAGAGAGCGGUAUGUACAAAUGCUUGACCAAAUUGCCAGACAGAUGAUUGAGUUCUACAAAGACUUGGUAACUCAGCGAAUGAUGGACCAGCGCAUUCUAGAAGAGCUGUACAAUUUUAAGAAUGUUAUUGAAGAACUGACCAGGGAGUUGUGUCUGGUUCGUGCACAUGAUAUGAAAUUAACAAAGGAAGCAGAGAAGGCACACAAGGAUUUGGCGCAAGCUCUUUUAGAUGCUGAAAAGAAUGCCAGGGUUGUAGAAGAAUACCAUGACUUAUACACAUUGCAAAGAGGAAGGAUGGAGAGUGAUAUUAAACAGUUAAUGGCCGAAAGAGAUCUUUGGAGCUCAGCCACAUAUGAACUGGCCCUAAAGGUAAUUGAAAAAAAUAGAGUCAUAUUGGCCAAAAGACUUUACCUCAAUGAAAAAGGUUGGAAUAAAUAUACUAAGCAUUUCAUCAUACUGCUGUCAACCAAGGACACUGCAGACCUUGCACUAUUGCAGAAAUUGACACUGAAAUGGAGAAGCUCAAUGAAUAAAUUUAAAAAUGAAGUGGAACAAAAUGAAGAGUCUACAAGGGAGAAAUUGCAAACUAUUAUGGAUAGUCUUACCAAAUGGCAGGAGUUCCUCCGAAAUGACGGAAAAGACAUUUCAUCUCUUAAUAAAGAAAAUACAUUUGAAUCAGUUAUUGCAGACUUCAAUCAGUGGCAAAAGGUGUUAACUGAAGAUAAAGACAAGUAUACUGGGUAUUUGCUAGUGUCAAAAUACGAUUCUCUCAAGAUUAUUAAACAUUUACAGGAAAACUGGACAGAUAUUGGGUUUGGGAUAUUGAAUCGCCACAAAAGUAUGGAGGGGGAUAUGCCAUCAGAGCUACAGUACAUGCAGGAAAUUGUGAAAACCAUAGGAAGACUCUAUAAAGAAUUUGAAAUAAGAAUAAAUGGGGAUAAUGGUAUAUCUAAAAUUCUUUCAAGUUUGGUUAGUUCUCUAGACUUCUGUUCUUUCAAGUUGGUAAAUGGCCUGCAGUUUCCUGAUAUGCUUCAUGAAGAAUGGGAAAGACUUAAUGGAAAAGUUAAUGAAAUGAAAUCGCAGUUGGAUACAUCGAUAAACAUUAUUGGUACUGUUCCUCAGUAUAUGGAUGUGGAUUCUGGCCCGGUACUUCAAGCACAAAUAUUUAACAUGAUUCAACAAUGGCUUUUGAAGAUAAGCAAUGAAAUUAACAAUGGUAACAUUGAACUUCAGCGCCAUAUGGAUGAAUUGCAUAUAUCUAUGAUCCAGUGGAUGGUAAGCUUGUUGAUUUUAAUGGUGCCUGACUUCACUGACCAAAACACUCUCCCAAAUUUGAGGGAGGAAAGUGCUGAGAAACAUAAUCUGGGAGUUGCAAAGUUGGAGCUAGACGCAAUUGCACUGGCCAGAAGGUUGGCGCAAUAUUCCAGCUAUUUGAACAGUUGUUGCAAAGGCAUGGUAACAGCUAUGGCCCUGAAUAAGGCAGGUCACUUAGAAAAAAAUCCUGCUAAGGAACUUCACGAGCUGAAUGAGAUGAAGAAAGAAUGUUAUGGGUGGAUCACCACAUGUUCUCACCUUCUUUCUGGGAUCAAAGGCAAAAAAGUAACGUUACUGACAAGGGAAGAAAAAGAACAUCUAUUUGGAGAAGAGGAUUUUUUAAAAGAAUUAAUUGAACCUGAAAUAGACAGCCUUUUUACUUUUGGAGAAGAGGGAGAAGAAAGCAUGAAGGAUAAUUUUCAGAUGCAAAAGGAAGAAGAGAAGCCUUCAACAUCCAAGGAGGAGGAAAAACUCAUUCGAGUAAUUGAAAAAGAUGAAAAUAUUUAUUCUAAACCUCUAUUUGAAGCAAAUAUAUUCUCUUCCUGGAGAGAAUCAGCGAAGCAAGGCACAUUGGCCCCAAAGUAUCUCGAAGCAAUGGCUAUCAUUGAACGCACACAGGAGAAGUUACUAGAGGUUGAAAGCAGAGCCAGACAAGCAGAGGAAAAGUUUGAUGAUGUAAAUGAGAAACUUCAUUAUGCCCUUAUAAGAAAUAAAGACCUGGAGAGAGAAUUAGAGACUAUUUUGACGAGUUCUAGACAGAAGGAGUUUGAAGGAAGGGAAGAAGAAAAUGAAGGAGAAAGAGAAGACAGAGAAGAUGAGGAAGAUGAUGACGACGAUGAUGAAGAAAUCAAGCCAAUAGAACAUUUGCCAAAAUCUCUAAAGAGAGAGGUACAACGUAAGGAAGGUCCUCUCAACCCUAAACCCAGAGCUCGGACUAAAUCCAAGACCAAGUCCAAGUAGCAUCCUUUGGGCGCUGGGCUUCAGCAGGGCUCCCCUCACUGACCUCUGUGAGCUACUGAGCUGACUGUGGCUCAGCUGGAGGGACUCCCUGUGCAACAGCUACUAGAAAAGUCACGACGUAUAAUGCAAGAAUAUUUUCUCUUUGAACGUCACAGUGAAGGCUGUAGGGAAUAAGUGUGUUAGUUUAUCUCCCAGAUUAAAAAUGGCUUGUUCAAAAAUUUGCUGGCCUCUUCAAAUGAUUUCCUAACAGAGGUCUGUGGAAAGGGUCAGUUUCUGUCAAGAAAAUAAUGCUUUUUGAAGACUCUGAACUCUUGCAGAGAGGAGUGGCAAAUACAAAGGAUUAUUUUUUACAGUUUAAAAGAGAGGAGCCUGAUAAUGUUCUUGGGUUUGGGCAGCAUUUUCAGACUUCUUGUGAUUUCAGGCAUGUUUAUGAUUUGAUUUUCACAAUAACCCUACAAAGAAGAUGGGGGGAGAUGCUGUUAUUAUCGCCAUUUCUCAGAUGAACUGAGUCCCGCCCCCUCCCCCACAAAUGGUUAUAAGACUCCCUAAGGUCACAGAACUGAUGGCUGUUGGAGCCCACUGCUUACUGGACCUGUGUCUGGAUGUUUGACAGUGGUGAUGGGUUACCGGGCCACUGUUCAGAUGGUUUCCUUCACAGGGUGAGGACGGAAGAUUGUACUGAAAUUUAAGAAUGCUGUUGAAGAUUCACCCAGAAUCGCCAUUUUUUGCUUUGAUUGCUUCACUUGUCUGCUCUGUUCAUGACCCCGGAUCCAUCGAGGCAUUAGAGAUGGACUAACCGGCAAAAAUAAGUUGCGAGUGACAAGUGGACAUUUGGGGCCGGCACUUGGCAAGGACUCCUUCUCUACUGCUCCCGGGGCACUUGGAUUUCCUCUGAUUUCUGGGUCCAAACACCUAGGCGCCUGCUUUGACUCCACAUAUUUGGUGUUCUUUUGAAUUUAUCUCCUGGAAUUUUAGACCCUUGCCUGUUGCCUAAGCCUCAGAAACCCUGUGACCCGGAGUCCCCAGCCAUUUUCAGCUCAGUCCCGGGCCAGGCCUACCUUGACCAUCAUCGAAGUGUAGUGUAGAAUGUAGUGUAGAAUGUAGUGUAGGAUGUAGUGUAGGGGUUAAAAAAAAUGCAUGGGUUCUGUCCACCUCAGCCCACUGGAUGACUCUUGAAGUCUGAGGGAGGAAAACAUGACUUCAGACAGUCGGCUGUGCUUGUGGCUCCGCUGAAAGCUGGAACUGACACUGUGAGCUCACGCUUACAGUCCUUGCUUUCUGCUUUCCCAAAGAGAUUCUUAGGUGAUUCUAGCAAAUUUGGAGGCUUUUUGGUCGGCCUUCUGAAUACUUCUUUUUUUUUUUUUUUUUUUUUUUUUAAGAUUUUUUUUGUUUUUUAGAGAGAGCGCAUGAGCAGGGAGAGCAGUGGGCAGAGCAGGCAGAGGGAGAAGCAGGCUCCCCACGGAGCAAAGAGCCUGAUUCACCAAACUAGAACACAGUGUGGGCAAAGGAAAUGCCCAGAAGAAAAUGAGGGUGGUGGUAAGAGGGCAUCACAGAUGUUAGGUUUUAAAAAGCAGGGUGCUACAGGAAAGGUGUCUAUGCCGGUGCCCCUGAAAAUUCGCUCAGGCAGCUCUGCUUUCCCAAGCAGCUGAUGGGUGGGAAGGUUGAGCUAGUCCUCCAGACCUUGCCACACCUUCUCAGAGGGACCCUGCGCCAGGCUCCCAGACAGAGUGGAGGGAGGGGCACUUGGCGCACAUGGCUGGUGUCUGGGUUGCCAGGGGAGGCUGUCCUGCUUGUGCAAGGGGAGACCAGCAACUCUGCUCAGAUGUCCAGACAGAGGCGCACAGCUCAAGGAGCAGCACAUCUAUAAAACAAAUGCUUGAAAUAGUGAGGUGGGAUUCUAACACAAGAGACCCCUGUGCCAGUUCUUAACCUGGUUCUGUCCAAGAGCAAGCCCCCUGGGGGCCGGAGCUGCUGGCCCUCAGGGCAACCAUGGGAGCAUGGGGGGCCCUGUGGAGGGGCCAGACUUCCAUCCGGAUCCAGCUGGAUCACUGCCAUUGAGGGCUACUAGUUUUAACUAGAAAAACAUUAACAGUCAUUUCCUGAGGAUUUACUUCGUGUAAGCACUGUACUAAGCGCUUCGUAUGUUCUCUCAUUCAAUCACCACAACUCUGUGAUGUGGGUUAUACUUUUAUCCCCAUUGCUGCCUGGACAAGUAGCACGGUUACGGUUACACAUCUCGUGAGUCUGGAGUGAGUGGUGUCCAGCAGCAGGGCCCAAGUUCGCAGUUAGAGUGCUCUCUUGCCUCUCCCAGUCAGAAAAAGCUGGAUGUGCAGUUGAUAACCCCUCUUUUUAAAGGAUCUGAUUUCCGUAUCCUUUACUUAUUGCUCUGCUCAGCCAACCACUGAGUAACUGCACGGGCACACAAGCCAAAAUUCUAGACACACCAGAACUUCACAGACCCAGAAGACUCUGCCAAAGAACACUGGAGCCACCAGGAAGAAUCUAAUAAGGAGGAUUGUACCUCCUCAGCCAUCCUGACCUGGUCCUCAGAGAGACCGGAUGCAGAUGCAUAGACUGGGCCUCCCUGAUUUAGGGGAGUCCAGACGCUAGGGCUCCAGGGCCACGCUGAUUCUCCUGGGGAGCCAGGGUGGGCCUUGAAGUUUCUAACGAGGGCCUGCAAAGCUUCCUUCGAGCUGACCUCUUUCUGGUGAGCUGGAGUGCCAUCGACCUGCAGGCUGCCAGCCACUCAGUCACGUGCCUGCAGGGCAAAUGCAGGUCUGGACAGACCUAAGAGUCCCUGCCCAUUGCCAAGUGCCCUGGAACACCACCGUCACAGAAUCUGUCAAUCAUGCCACUCUCACGGCCAUGUCAUUUUGGUCAUGGUGGACUCCAGCUCCAAACUGAAACACCUUCUCUCCUUUUAUCAUCUUACUCCCUCCCAUACACUCCAACUCCAGUGUCACCCCAGAAUUCCUGUGUUGAAAUCCUAACCUCCAAGGUGAUGGUCUGAGGAAGUGGGGCCUUAAGCAGGUGAUAGGUCAUGAGGGUGAAGCCCUCAUGAAUGGGACAAGUGCCCUUUUACAAAAGACCACAGAGAGCUCCCCCCCACUUGUGCCAUGUGGGGACACAGUGAGAAGACACCUCUCAGAACCAGACCUUGGGCCAAUACUAGAUGCCAGAUCUUUUGGUAUCUUGGACGUCUGAGCCCCAACUGAGGAAUUUCUGUUUUUCGUGAGCCAACUUAUGGUAGUCUGUUAGAGCAGCCUGAACUGACUAAGGCACCACUGCUCCAUUAAUAUUAAAUUUCUGGAGAAAAACUUCCCCAGUACAUAUCUUAGUCUUGUAUUAUACUGUCCAACUUGUCCUCCACCUGUCAUUUCAAGGUCAGUAACCAGCCAGAAGGCAGCACCUGGAUGUCAAGAGGAGACUGCUGCUGGGACCUUGCAGACAGCACUGUCAGCUUGCUAGUCUCUGAAGAACGUCCCUUGACCAUUCACAGCUUCAUACAACUUAUUUCCCAUCCAUCAAGCACUCCCAUGCCAAUGGUCACUUAAUAGCUGAAGAUAUCACAGGCUGCUUGAGCAGACCUGGAAGGAGCCUUUUGGCAAGCUAAUGAGUAAUUUAAAUGUUGACUGAGCCAGACAGCAGAGGAAACCAGCUAGUGGGUGAUACCCAGACCUGUAGUUAAAUCUGCCUUUGACAAAAAGAGUCAUGCUACAAGGAAUUCUUAAGGGUCUUAAAAGCCAUUAUCAUUACCUUAUUAUAAUUAUAUUAUAUAUAAUAUAAUUAUAUUAUUAUCAUUACCUUAUUAUAAUUAUUCUGUUCCUAGCUCUUGCUAUGCCCGAAUCAGCAUGACCCUACCUCCUCCUCCAUUAUUUAUGACAACAUCUGCCAACCUGAGAUCAGGAGCCAUCUCUAUGGGGUAAAAACUGACCAAAAACCCUCAAUGCCAUCUUAACUCCAAUAACCAGUACAUUGGGAUGGGUGUGGGCCAACACAGUGGUCAUGAGAAGUACUUCCCACUUCAGGGAUGCUCUAACUGGUCCUUUAAAUGGGCUGGGUCGUCAAUGACUGUGCCCUGGCUGGUCCACAAAAGCAAACUGCAAACCCUAAUCUGUUAGAUAUUGUAGGAAAUCACCCAGGAAUUUCCCCCAUCUCUCGAAUCCUAUCUAUUGCUCCCUCCUCAGUGCUUGAUUUCCUCUCUGUUACCAUAUUUUUGGCAGAUUUUGGCACCUGUUUUUGGCUUACUUGGAUUUGACACCCUUUUGGAUUCCAUGUUUUGUAUUUUGGCACUUCUGCGUGGUUUAAAACUUUGCCUGCCCCUUUGGCUUCACAAUCUCCCAUUGCCUCCAGCCAACACUAAUCAGUCUAUGCCUUUCCGUGCUGCUACUCUCCCACAAGCAACUAUGGUUCUUGGGAGUAGGGAGGGAAACUUCUUUUAAGAGCGUCUGGAAAUAUUGUUCAGAGCUGGCUGAAAUAGUUUUUUGGAACAAAAUUCAAAGUUAUCAUUUCAGUACAUAAUAACCAUAGAAACUGAUUGUUAAAUGAAUUGGGCAUGAUUGUAUGCAUAUGUAGGGUUUGAAAUCAUCUAACAUAAUCUUGGGAAGAUGUGUUGCUUGCCAAUGCCCUUGGGCUUGCAGGCAUGGGCUAGAGUGUGUGGUUUUCCCAGGUGUGGAUGGAGGCGAGGGGAAGGCUUAGAGGUGUAUGACAGAGACAAUCCUAGGACGGUAUCAUUAUAUACUGAUAUGUUAUCAUGUACCGCGAGGGAGUUUUUGGUCUUUUGUUGUUGGAAAACAGAAGGAAUGGCAGGGCAGAAAUGUGAAAGUGAUCAAGAGAGAGAACAGGAAAGGCAAAGAAAGCAUCCUUGAUCUUGGGCCCUGAUUUUUGUCACUAAAACAUAGUGGGAAACCAGACUUUCCUCAAUAGACAUAAUGUUAUAAAAGUUUCUAGGUCCAUUCCUGGGAGCUCAGAAUACAUUUUCUCUCUGAAAUAAUGCUCUACAAGGGUUUUAUGAGUUAACAUUAAUAAAACAAAAACUCUUUACAGGUGUGUUUAUGUAAAAUGUUCUAAGUUCUCACUUAGGGGUAGCAGGAACACAUCAUUAAUAUAAAAUACUAACCUUGGAUAACAUGAAGAGUAAAAAGGUACAACCACCAGAUAAUUACCCC